ACAAUUAAAGUUCCAAAUGUCUAUAUUCAAAACCGUACAAUUGAAAAUUUAUGAAUUUAGUAUUAAAAGAUGAUCUAAAAAAAUUUCAAUGGCAUUAAAUUUAUUUUUUUCCAUUUGAAUAUAAAGGAAAUAAGAUAUAUAAGUGUUGAACAUUACUUUUAAAUAUCAGCGGUUUCUUUUGUUUGCGGAGGCCGAUAUAUUUGGAAUAAAGCUGACGAGACUUUUCAAUGUUAUAAAAUGUUGGUUUACAUUAAGUGAAUAGCUUCUACUAAAAUUAGCUGAGCAAAUAAAACUUAUUUAACAGUGAUAGUUAAACAAAUUUUGCUGAAAACUUCCGCAUCGGCAGCUAACUUACCAAUGUGAGGAUAGAUACCAUUUUAUAGAUUCAUUAUGUAUAGGUAAUGUCAUUUCACAAAAGGAUUAAAUCACACUUAAUGUAUUAGUUUAAUUUUAAGUUUUUGGAAUAAGAAUCAUCUUGCGGGCAGAAAACGACAGAACAUCUUAGAGUACGUAACAACAAAUACCCAAUAUUUCUAUAUUUAAAAAAUUAUAUUGGAGCAAAUCAAUUCAAUUUAAACACGAAUUUUUUUAUAAAAUCUUAAAGCGUUUUUUCAUUAAUAACAAUAACUAGACAUCAAAACUUUUAUAUUAUCAACAUUCACAAUGAGCCCUAGAAGAAGAAAUCGUGACAGCUCUCCUUGGUCAACAAAACGUUCAAGAAGUCGAAGUUAUAGCCCAGGACGCCGGUAUCGUCGCAGUCCCAGAAAUGAUAAUAGAAGAAGGUCACGUUCGCGUGAUAAAUAUGCUAAAAGAGAUCAAUCAUCAAACAAUUAUAGAAGUGAUUUUAUACCGCAUAAAGGAAUUUCUUCGUCAAGAGUUCCACCACCGCCACCUCCAACUGUACAUUCAAUAUCAACGGCAACCACAUAUAACCCUGUACCAGAACCAGAUUAUAAAAAUUAUGGUGGGUAUAAUCAAUACAAUACUAUGCAACCAGAUUAUGGUCAAUCUGCUAUGACAUCACAAUUCAAUAUGUCAUAUCCACCACCACCAUCGUGGGGCGCAGCUCCUACAGAAACACACGCAAUGGCAGCGCCUCCACCUUGGCCAGUGGCUCCACCUAUUCCAGCUCCUAUCCACCAAGUUCAACCAGUACAACAAAUUCAGCCUUUGAAAGAAAAUAACUUUGAUAAUGCGCCUAGAGAUGCAGCAGUAGCCCAAGAAAUACAAAAUCAACGUGAAGAACUUAAGAAGCAACGUAAUGAUUAUUUGAGAAAAUCUGAUACCAUGAAAAAGGAGCUCAAAAUGUUAAAAGAACAAAUGAUUGAUUUAAUUGGCUCUGGCGACGCUCCUCCAAGUCCAACAACUAAAGGUUAUAUAGACGAAAAUGAAAAACUGCAAGGUCAAAUACAGAAAAAAAUAAAUACAAUUGAAAAUGUUCUUGAUAUGUUAAACGGUAUUAUUGGUGAAGACGAUAAAAAAGACAAUCUAACAGAAAAGCAAAAAAGUGAAUCCAGUGAUUCAUCUCCAUCAUCUUCGUCGUCAUCUUCGUCUUCAGAGUCAGACGAUGAUUCAUCACCUGAGAGACUGAAGACAAAAGUAAUUGAAAGUAUGAAAUCCAGGAAGGAAUCACAAAAAAAUGAAGAGAAAAAGAAGGAAAAACGGGAAAAUAAUGGCGUUUCAGAAAAUAAGUUCAAUUUUGUUUUCUAUGACCCGGAAAUGAAUUGGUGCCAAACUUGUAAUGUAUUUCCAAAAAGUGCAAAGGACUAUUUAAAUCAUUUGCAUUGCAAAGAGCAUAUAGAUAAAGUUCAAGUUCCACCAACGCCAUGGCAUGACGAUUUUAGAAGUGAUGAGUUUCCACAUAUAGAAAAUGCACAAAUAAAACGAGUUCCAAUUCGUGGUUUGCAAUUUUUUGUUCCUUCCCGUGCUUGGUUUUGUAAAUUAUGUAAAGUUUGGAUGGGUGAUUUACAUUGUGCAUCUUUACAUUUAAAAUCUCGUAAACAUUCUGGCAAAUACGAUGAAUUUUUCCAAAAAAAUUUAACUUAUGAAGUUGAAUGGAUGGCUGAACGUCAGAAGGCUUUAGAUAAUUUAAACAGGCUUAUAUCACCUAAUACCAGAAAGAUAAGUCAAGCAGAAAAUGUUUUUGAUAAUAUUCCGUUGAAACUGGGCAGUUUAAAAAACUCAGAAGAUAAACAAACUAAAAGUAAGAAAAGUGAAUCUAAAAAAUCUAAGAGCAAGAAGAAAAGAUCCAAAAAACAUAAAAAAGGCUCUUCGUCUUCAACUUCAAAUAGCUCAUCAUCUGAAAGUGAAGCUGGUCCUAUUGCAGAAGAUCGGGCUGCCUCAAUUCGAGUUGCAAUGAGAAAUAUUAAAAAUCAGCAAGAAGAUAUUAAAGAUGAUUUAACUAGCAAAGGUGGUUAUAAUCCAAUGGACGCUGAUGAAACUGAAAGGAAAAAGGAUGAUCUUAUUAUGACACAAUGGAAUACGCCUCAACCAAUCAUAAGCGAAAGUGAGAAAAAACUUUUAGAACAAUUAAAAGGGAAACUUAAAAAUAAACCUCAUGAUGAACCUUCUAAAAAAGAAAAUGAUUCAAAGAAGUUCAAUAGAGAUCAUAUAAGGAGGAGGAGUCCAAUAGCAAAAGAGAGGAGUCCUGCCACCAGAAGCAGACAAAAUCGAAGUAGAAGUCGGGAUCGAUAUCGCAUUCGGGGUGAUAGAAGGAGUAGAAGCAUUAACCGAUAUAACAGAAGAAGUCGAAGUCGUGAUAGAGACAGACGAAGUCGUAGCCGCGAUCGUGAUAGACGUAGUCGCAGUCGCAGAAGAAAUGGUAGUCGAGGGCGUUCUCCGUAUCAUUGGAGAGGUGCCAGGAGAAGUAUUAGUCGAGAGAGAAGACGAUGGAGCGCUUCAAAAUCAAAAUCUAGAUCAAAAUCCCGUUCUUCGUCGGCUAGUAGAAGAUCUUCACGAAUUGAAAAACCAUCAGUUCGUUAUCCAGAGUUUAGACCCAGAAUAUCAGAAAAUGAAUCAAAGAGAAGGUCUGAAAGAGAAAGAAAAUUAGCUGGAAAUGUUGAAGAAGAAGGCAGUGAACGAAAAAAAUCUCCUGCCACGUCAUCUAGUUCAUCAAAUAAAAAGACUACAACAAGCACAUCGUCUUAUGCCGGUGGAAAGAAAUUACCAUUUAUUGGCAGAAUGCCUGUAUUAGCAAAAAAACAACAAGAACAAAACAAUGAGAAUAGUAAUGCAGAUUUAGGUGAUGAAAAUAUGAAUCAAAUGCGAGAUCCGAAAUCAAUGGAAGAUGGUUAUUCACAAUAUGAUAAUGACGGUGUUUAUUAUGACGAUUUGAUGCCAGAUCCAAUGCAAUAUGCGUCAUUAAUGGGUGCUCCACCACCACCACCACCACCAAUGCAUGCAAUUGAUGACAAAGAAAUUUUACCACCUGGUAUUGAUGAAAUGGAAACUGAUUUUGUACCGAAACCGAUAAGUGAAGCUCCAGUGCCACGUAAAGGGCCGCUUCCAAAAGAUUUUGAAGAAGCUCUAAAUAUUAUAUUUCCAGGUGAAAAUAAAACUGAUAACAAAAUGGAUUUACCAUUAGAAACUAAUACACAAAUAAAUAUUGAAACACCACAUGUAGAUUUGCAAGAUAUACAAGAGAAUGUUGUUAUUGAAACUAUUAUCGAAUCUAUUAAUGAUAAUAAUCGUAGCGAUGAUAACCAUGAUAACACUAUUGAAGAAACAAUCGUCGAUAAUAUAGAAAUAGAAUUGCAGCAAAUAGAAAUGCCUCCUCCAGUUGAAAUUUCGGCGAUAAAUAAUGAAAAAACAAUGGAAACUCAAGAGGAUACUUCAAAAAAAACUCAAAAUAUUUCAAAUAAUUCUAAUUCUGUACCUCAAGUAGUUACAGAAGAAACUGUUAUAAAUGAAUUAUCAAUUGCAUUACCAGAAGAAAAUAUAAUAACAUCUGAAAACAAAUCAAUUGACGAAAAAAAUUUGUAUCUUUCACCUGAAAUCAAAACAUCGUCAAAUGAAAAGGUGUUGUCUCCGAUUCCAGUACCAAACCCAAAACAAAAAGAAUGGCGACCCGAAGAACUUGAUGAUUUAGCUAUGCUUGGUAUAGACGCUGAUGAUUUAGCUGCACAAUGUAUUUAGUUUCCAAACUAAGAAUAUAAGAGACCGCUGUUAUUAAUUAAAAACAACAAAAAUUAAACAAAAUUAUACUUGGAAUGACUUUUAAAGUAUCCAUUACGAUUAUAAAAUUAAAAGAAAAAGGAAAUUUGAAUUUACUUAAAUAAAAAUGUUUCAUAUUAAAAAAUUAAUUUCAGCUAAUUAUUUUUGAUUCUCUUUCAAAAUAUUCUAAAGGAUUUCAUAGAGAAAAGUCGUAAUAUAAUAAAAAAUUUCCAAAAAAGUUUAAAUUGAUAUUUAUCAAAUUCUUCUUAAAAAUAAUUUAAUUUGUUUAAAAAAGUCGUAAUAUAAUAAAAAAUUUCCAAAAAAGUUUAAAUUGAUAUUUAUCAAAUUCUUCUUAAAAAUAAUUUAAUUUGUUUGGCUAUACAUACAUACUAAAAUCAGUUAUAACAAAUAUUAAAAAUAUAAAAUUUAGUAUAAUUAUAUAUUGGUUACUUUUAUUCUUAUAAUUGUAUAUGAUUAAUUUAUUAUAAGAUG
Condylostylus longicornis is the source of this 4644-nucleotide messenger RNA. Its product is annotated as zinc finger matrin-type protein CG9776. The record is from RefSeq and is a predicted model, not a curated record. Bases 664 to 4134 code for a protein of 1156 amino acids. Gene Ontology annotation, biological process: positive regulation of DNA-templated transcription; negative regulation of DNA-templated transcription. Gene Ontology annotation, cellular component: nucleoplasm. The transcript is spliced from 3 exons. NCBI's taxonomy places the organism in Eukaryota, Metazoa, Arthropoda, Insecta, Diptera, Dolichopodidae. Gene Ontology annotation, molecular function: nucleic acid binding; zinc ion binding.